Limulus polyphemus (Atlantic horseshoe crab) is the source of this 3322-nucleotide messenger RNA. RefSeq lists its product as uncharacterized. The transcript has 2 exons. The record is from RefSeq and is a predicted model, not a curated record. NCBI's taxonomy places the organism in Eukaryota, Metazoa, Arthropoda, Merostomata, Xiphosura, Limulidae. Bases 701 to 2812 code for a protein of 703 amino acids.
UAUACACUCUUUGUUUCCUCCCGUCCGGUGUGUAGUGGUGGUUCCCCGACACACAGGGGAGCAACGACUGGCGGUGUACCUAUCCUUCCGUAGUUUGGAAGCUCUGGUGUACUUCGUAGCGCAGGAAGCUCGUCGUACGAGUAAACGUCCACUGUCAUUGCUAACAAUAGGAAAUGACUUCAGUUUACGGCAUUUACUUUGCCGUAGUCGUGUAGUGAGAGUCGUAUGUUAGCAAGGAAUACCGCUCCUGGUUUUUUAAUGUACUAACACUUCAUUUGAGUGCUGAACCCGAGCAACAGAAGCUAUUGAUUUGACUGAAGGGAGAAAGAGAGAAAAAAGUCCUUACCACAAGGACUAGCAAAUCACAAAUAAACCGCGUGUCACCAUAUUGUGUGUUUCUUGACCAAAUGUAAGAUCUCGGAAAAGAAACUGGCUUUUUUUCUUCAGUUCACCACGCUGAAUUAAUAGCUUAUCCAUCCAUUAACUAAACGUCAACGACCGGGACCAGUUUGCCAACCCAACAUCCUCUACGACUGGUUGCAUCCAGAAGUAGUUUCAUAUUUAAACCAGGUUAUUGCUAAUAUAUCUUAAAAGAAAAGCGGAAGUAGCAGUUACAUCCACUAUCGAGUAGACCCACCAUUUCCGUGCAAUUAAAAAGAUCUUGGAGAGGAAAGCGACACCUAGUAGUUUCAGAAUUACGAUGGGUGAAUCGUGUAGUGUAAAGUGGGGAAGUGAAGUUUACUAUUUAAAGGAAUUCACCCAAAAAUUCAGCCUCCCCCAAGUAGCCAAGAUCAUUAGGGGGCAAUAUCUAAAUCUCGGGGUGCCCACUCUCCCAUCUCUCUCACCAAAUAACACCGUAUUUCUUGCGUCUGGUGAGAAAAGAAUCAAGAUAGCCGCCCAAUGUGUGAAGUUUAAGGAAAACCGGCGUGUGAUCCUGGUGGGGCCUAAGCUAGCCAUUCCGGACAACUACGAGGGGUGGUUUGAAAUCUUGUCAGAAGAUGGUCGGCCAGUUAAAUGUCUAGAAAGUGUGGCAGAAAUGGCCAAGCGUUUUCCUUCUUGCUGUCUGGUUAGGGAAAACAUUAAAGUGUUUCUAUCGAAAAAUGAUGAUCCUGAAAAUGUCAGUGACAAAACACGGAGUCUUCAAGCAGGAGAAACGUUACAUCUCGUGAACGAGGUACUAGCCGCUCCUAUCAGGGGCAAGGCACCUGGACGCUUUUUACGAUGCUUGACCAGCAAGAAAGAGACUGUCUAUUUGAGUACUGAUCAGCGGGGAAAGUUCAGUCCGGUGGCUGGUGAAGAUAACAUUUCUGGUGUUCAUAGAAUCAAAACCCUACUGAGUAAACGCUUACCAUUAAUGGUACGGUUGGUUCACGGGAAGCCCCCUAUUGGUCUAAAGUCCAACUCCAGUUUUCUACCUGAAAUGCGCCUUUACUCACCGUUCGAGGAGGAAUGUAUUAUGACUCUCCCGCUCCUAAAGGAUUCAGCCAUAGUACCAUUACCUCUGACAGCGCCAUUGAAACUUCAAGCUCCUCGAAACGUCGAAACUCUCGUGAAGCUUCGUGAUUACGCGAAACUUAACGAGAAGUGCAAAAAGAUGAUCGAAGACGUUUCAGACAGAAUCCAAGUAUUUGAUAUUUCCAUGAGCAAAGAAUUACGAAACAAGACGAAAAACAACUUUCACUAUCUUAACGGAAUUGAGAACCGAGUCCAGCCUACAUAUGGCAAACAAACUUCCCAAGUGAGACGUAGCUUGUCAGAUCCCCAGGGACAGAGCAAGGGAAAGACGAUCGUAACCUUAGAGAGAGGUCUCUCUGCACCAAGUGAUGGUGAAUCCAAGAAGGAGCAGAGCACUGACGAUUAUGAUGAAAUAGAUCAGAUUUACGAUUAUGUCCGCGGAUUUAUUCCACUCCCUGAAAAGGUCAAAACUAAUUUCUCGGUCAGUGAUGAUCCAUCGAACCUAGAAACACCACUCACUUCUAGGUCGCCUUCCUCCCCAGUCUCACCCAUCCCAACUUCUCCCUUAGUCUCUUCCUCCAAAGAGACUUUAGCAGUUCAAGGAGACGAAGUUAAACCUGAACCCCCACCGAUCGAAACGAUUCCUGCCAGGAAAACAUCCAGUAAUCACACCAUGAGUCAGAAAAUAACUGUUAGCAUAGUUAACAAAGCAUGUUCGAAUGACAAAAACGACGAGGAACUUUAUUCUCCAACCGACCAUAUUUAUGAGAAAGUUGGAAAAAGAAAAGAUUCUAGAGACAUGAAAACCUCUAGCAAUGUAGGAAGAAUUUAUACUCCUGGCGGACAUCAGAAUUUUCAAAACAAUAAGUUUCUUACCAAAUGUUCCCCUCAACACAGACAACUACACAAGACCAGAAUCUUCAAGCAUUCCAAGAGUUUUCCCCCUAAAGUAUCUGUUCCUUUCCAACGAACCCCUCGCAACAAAACCUGCCGUUCGAACAAAUCAAUCACAACCUCACCUAUUUUCAAUAUUCGGUACAAAUCUUUAACUAAUCUCGCUCCCAAAUUCAACGAUACUCUCGAAUCCAGCAACUCUGGUGGUAGGACUUCCUCCGGCUCUGGUGCUUUUAAAGAAUCUACUGAGAAUUCCAAAGAACAGAACAAGAAACUUCUUAGACCAAAGUCAUUAACAAAUCUUUCUUGGGAAGGAAUAGAACAGUGCAACAAGUAUAACCUCGUGCAAAACGAACUAAAUAAGAAAGUUGGCUGUACCAAGUAUCUACUUUUACCAGAACUUACACCACCUAAAGUAAUCAAUUCUGGGCCAAAUAAACGCAUCGGGACGCUUUACCUGUAAGAAGAGUAUUGUUUAGAUGUAUACAAAGUGUGGCACGGACAUAAAGGUAACCUUUAAUGAACAAAAAUUGUGCAAAAAAAGGUGAAAGGAUAAAUCCAAAGGGAUGUUUUGGUAGUAAAAUGUUACGGCCAGGAACUUCAAUAAAUAAAACACAAAAAUAUCCAAAUAUACGUGACUACUUCAAUAAACAUCUUUGAGAAAUGAGAGCAACUCAUCAGGUCAAGUUGUGAAGUAACAAAACCCGAGAAGCGCCAAGAUUUCCUGCUCAAGAUAAAGAAUAUAGUUUGAAACUAGUAACGUGCAGAUGUGAUAAUCCUUCCAUAGUCAUAUACACUGGUGUAAAUACAUUUAAAUGAAUACGUGUUGUCUUCUAAACUUAUCGUGAAUACUGGAGUAAUUUUUUUGUUUUGUUUUUACACUUUAAUUUGUUUAACGUACGAUUUCACUUCCUUUGUUCAAUUAUUCUUGUUUCUCGACUUUUUGUUACUUCCGAAAUUGUCAGUAAAACUG